AUGGCUCGUUUGGUCGGGCCGAGCCUGGCACGACGUGCAGCGACUUCAGGCGUGCUGCAUCGCUCGUUGCACCAGGAUCCGCUGCGUGUCGUCUCCGCCAAAGGCAACUACCUGCACCUUAACAAUGGACAGAAGGUCUUCGAUGCAAGCGGCGGCGCGGCCGUGGCUUGUUUGGGGCAUGGAGAUGAGCGAGUAGAGAAAGCAGUCCUCGCGCAAAUGCAAAAAGUCUCCUACUGCCACUCCGUCUUCUACGGCACCGAAGCGGCGGAGCGCCUGGCCGACACGCUGAUCGAGAGCACCAACGGCGCCAUGGCGCGCGUCUUCGUCGUCAGCAGCGGCAGCGAAUCGAUCGAGGCGGCGCUCAAAUUCGCCCGGCAGUACCACCUCGAGAAGCAGCCGGCGGAGCCGCAGCGCACGCAGUUCAUCGCGAGGCAGCAGAGUUAUCAUGGGACUACGCUGGGUGCGCUGGCGGUGGGAGGGCAUGUGGCGCGGCGGGCGGCGUUUGAGCCGAUUUUGAGCCAGAAUUCCAGCCAUGUUAGUCCUUGCUAUCGAUAUCGCGGGAUGAAGGGGGAUGGGGAGACGUAUGAGAGUUAUGUUGGACGACUGGAGGCGGAGCUGGACGCGGAGUUUCAACGCGUCGGUGCGGACAGAGUGGCCGCGUUCCUGGCGGAGCCUGUUGUAGGUGCUGCCUUGGGCUCCGUCCCGGCGGUGCCAGGAUACUUCAAGGCGAUGAAGCGAGUUUGCGACAAGUAUGGUGCGCUGCUGAUCAUGGAUGAGAUCAUGUCUGGCUGCGGGAGAAGUGCGCCGGAGCCGUCGGAGAAGUACCCCAGCCCGAUUCACGCGUGGCAGGAUCCCUCGAUCGACAUCGUUCCUGAUGUCCAGGUGAUGGGCAAGGGACUGGGUGGGGGGUACAUGCCCGUUGCGGCAAUGCUGUUGAACCACCGAGUCGUCGAUGCUUUGCAGAAAGGGACCGGCGCCUUCAAGCACGGGCAAACGUACCAGGGACAUCCUGUUGCGUGUGCGGCGGCUCUCGAGGUGCAGAGGAUUAUUCGCGACGACAAUCUCAUGGCCAAUGCUCGGAAGCAAGGAGCGCUGCUGGGCAAGCUGUUGCAAGAGAAGGUGGCGGGGCAUUGGGCGGUGGGAGACGUGCGAGGCAUGGGGUUGUUUUGGGGGGUGGAAUUUGUGCGGGACAAGAAGACGAAAGAGCCAUUUGAGCUUUCGGAUGCGGUGGCAUCGGGUAUUUGGGAACUUGCCUUGCAGGAACCCUUCAGCAUCAGCCUAUACCCCGGGAACGGGACGGCGGACGGUACACGGGGUGAUCAUAUUCAAAUUGCCCCAUCGUACAAGGUGACGGAGGAGGAGAUUCGGUACAUUGUCGACACCACUGCGGCGGUGAUUGAGGAGUUUUUCAAGAAAUUCACCAGAUAA
Molecule: messenger RNA, 1428 nt
Organism: Neohortaea acidophila
Lineage: Eukaryota; Fungi; Ascomycota; Dothideomycetes; Mycosphaerellales; Teratosphaeriaceae
Product: pyridoxal phosphate-dependent transferase
Exons: 4
Coding region: 1-1428 (475 amino acids)
Cellular component (GO): cytosol
Molecular function (GO): transaminase activity; pyridoxal phosphate binding
Source: RefSeq, a predicted model, not a curated record